CGGGCGGGCAGUGGCGGGAGCCUCGCUGUGAACCCGAGGAAGCCAUGAACCUGGACCUGGAGCGGCUGAGGAGACGCGUCAAGCAGUACAUUGACCAGCAACAGUACCAGAGUGCUCUCUUCUGGGCAGACAAGGUUGCUUCACUAUCGCACGAGGAACCUCAAGAUAUUUACUGGCUAUCGCAGUGCCUUUACCUUACGGCCCAGUACCAUAGAGCAGCCCACGCUAUCCGAUCACGGAAGCUAGAUAAGUUAUAUGGAGCUUGCCGGUAUUUUGCUGCCAGAUGUCAUUAUGCAGCUAAGGAGCAUCAGCAAGCCCUUGACAUCCUUGAUAUGCAUGAACCAAUCAACAAGAAGAUAUUGGAAAAGAACACAAAAGAUGACAACAAGCUGAAAGAAUCAUCCAUCGACUGGGGCUUGUCUUCAUCUUCGAUCAAGAGCUCCAUUUGCCUUUUACGAGGGAAGAUCUAUGAUGCCAUGGACAACCGACCCCUGGCCACUGACAGCUACAGAGAAGCUUUGAAGCUUGAUGUAUGUUGCUUUGAAGCUUUUGACCUAUUGACGUCACACCACAUGCUGACAGCACAGGAAGAAAAAGAGCUCCUCGAAUCAUUACCUCUCAGUAAGCAAUGCACAGAUGAAGAAAGUGAAUUACUGCAUUUCCUAUAUGAAAACAAAUUGAAAAAGUAUAAUAAACCCAGUGAAACAUUAAUUCCUGAGUCAGUGGAUGGUCUACAGGACAACCUGGAUGUAGUGGUGUCUGUAGCAGAGAGAAACUACUACAACUGUGACUUUAAGACGUGUUACAAACUCACUUCGAUGGUCAUGAACAAAGAUCCGUACCAUGCUGUCUGUCUUCCUGUACACAUUGGAACACUCGUGGAACUGAACAAAGCUAACGAACUGUUUUAUCUCGCACACAAAUUGGUGGAUUUGUACCCCAAUAAUCCUGUAUCUUGGUUUGCUGUAGGCUGUUAUUACCUCAUGGUUGGCCACAAAAAUGAACACGCUCGAAGAUAUCUCAGUAAAGCCACGACUCUGGAGAGGACCUAUGGGCCUGCAUGGAUCGCUUAUGGACAUUCUUUUGCGGUGGAAGGAGAGCAUGACCAGGCCAUGGCGGCUUACUUCACAGCGGCCCAACUAAUGAAAGGGUGCCAUUUACCAAUGUUGUAUAUUGGACUUGAAUACGGUCUGACAAAUAACUCUAAACUGGCAGAACGUUUUUUCAGCCAAGCUUUGAGCACUGCACCAGAAGACCCUUUUGUACUUCAUGAGAUGGGAGUGGUGGCCUUCCAAAAUGCAGACUGGAAGACAGCAGAGAAAUAUUUUCUGGAUGCAUUAGAAAAAGUGAGAGCGAUUGGAAAUGAGGUAACUGUUGAUAAAUGGGAACCACUAAUGAAUAACCUAGGACACGUAUGUAGGAAACUCAAGAAGUAUGAGGAAGCACUGGAUUAUCAUCACCAAGCUCUAGUUCUGAUUCCCCAGAACGCCUCUACAUACUCUGCUAUAGGUUAUGUACUGAGUCUAAUGGGUAAUUUUGAGAGUGCCAUUAACUAUUUUCACACGGCCCUUGGUCUCAGGAGAGAUGAUACCUUUUCAGUUACAAUGCUUGGCCAUUGCAUAGAGAUGUACAUUGGGGAUGCAGAUGCUUAUAUUGGAACCGAGAUAAAGGAGAAGUUUGGAUGUUAUGAACUUGACAUGUCAACAUUGAAAGCGCCAGUGAUCAGGAAAAUGAUUUACCCAUCGUGGGAUGUGCGAGAGUUUGAUAAUGAUUUUGAAAGGCAACCUCUGGAAGAAAGUGGAAUCAUGGCAUUGGACACCUCGCCUCAAACAGGGAAAUUAGCAGAUCCUGGGACUCAGCCAGAGGAAACAUCUCACUUCAGUGAAAUGGAGAUGAAUGAAAGUGACAUGAUGUUAGAAACUUCACUGUCUGACCAUAGUACAUGAAUGAUCACACAUGAUCAAGAAUUUUAAACAUUUCCCUGUCUUGUAACAAGUUUACUGCUCUGACGUUUGCAAAUGUUUCUGUUUAUUGCAGAACUGAAUUAGAACUGACAGAUAUUGAGCCAGUGUCAGUACCGUGCCUGGGGUGGGGGUUGUUAGAAGUGAGGCCCCACAUCUUCAGCGGUUGUUCAAUAGUAGUAAAUUUAGCAAAGGAUGAUUAAUUAGGGAUAUUUAAUGAUCUCAUGGUAUUGUGUAAAUAACUGAGUUUAAAAAAGUAAUCAAGUAAUUUUUCAAAUAUUGCAAAGGGUUGUUCAUUGUAUUAAAAUCUCAAAAUCA
This is a messenger RNA of Callorhinchus milii (elephant shark), 2279 nucleotides long. It is a transcript of the gene cdc16, whose product is annotated as cell division cycle 16 homolog (S. cerevisiae). The record is from RefSeq and is a predicted model, not a curated record. The coding region runs from base 45 to 1946 and encodes 633 amino acids. The transcript has 18 exons. Gene Ontology annotation, molecular function: protein binding. Gene Ontology annotation, biological process: cell division. Lineage: Eukaryota; Metazoa; Chordata; Chondrichthyes; Chimaeriformes; Callorhinchidae.